Messenger RNA from Ricinus communis (castor bean), 1570 nucleotides. RefSeq lists its product as uncharacterized. The record is from RefSeq and is a predicted model, not a curated record. Gene Ontology annotation, biological process: RNA processing. Lineage: Eukaryota; Viridiplantae; Streptophyta; Magnoliopsida; Malpighiales; Euphorbiaceae.
UUUCCUCUUAUAUUUUAAUAAAAUUAGUGGUUGAAUAUUAAAAAUAAAGAAUCUUGAAAGAUGUUAGCAUGUUAAUAGUAUGGUAAAAGUAAGAAAAGAAGAAGGGAAAAUUUAAGGGAGGAAAAAAAUCAAAUAGACGCUUUAAUUAUUCUUUUGAUGGAUCUUACUUCCUUAAAAGGUAUGUGAAAUAUAUACUAUCUUAAAUUUGGGCAAAUUAACCUUUCUCAUCAAAGUUUUGGUUUAAUUUUCCCAAAAAGUUAACGUCGGAGUAAAUUGUGUUGCUAGGAAAGAGUUCAAGGGGCAAAUUGACCUUUUAUUCUUUGUUUCCCUGCGUUUUCUUUUGUAAGCGCCGUCUCGCUUACCAACUGUUCGACUAAAUUCCGAACAGAAACCUUGAAAGUUGAAACAACCAUGGGCAAGAGAGGAGGGACUAAAAAGCAACCAGACACGCCAACUCCGUCGCACAAAUCAAUCUCCUUAAGACAAGAAACAACUGGCAGAAUACAAACCAAAGGCGCCAGUGUUCGCAAUCCAAAAUCAUUCUUGAAACUCGAGCACUUGCAGAACCUGUCAGUAUGGGCCUCCAGAGAAGCUUCUAUCCCCUCUUUGUCCGCCUUUUUCGGACGCCAAUUUGCCGCUGCUGGGGAAGCAUUGGGCUUUCCUGACCAUGCUCUGAUUCCUUGCCAGAGAUGUGAGACACUUCUUCAGCCUGGUUUGAACUGCACAGUGCGAAUUGUGAAGACCCUUGCAAAGUCAAGGCGUAGACACAAAAAACCUAAUACAUCAAUGCAGAGUAACGUGGUUUAUAAUUGCCACUUCUGUUCACAUCGGAAUCUAAAGAGAGGAUGUGCAAAAGGCUAUAUGAAAGAAAUAUGGCCAUCCAAGCCAAAGCAAAAGCCGUCAGCUGAGUCAAAACCUUCCAAGUCAAUUCCUGAGAGGUCUGUCAGCCUGGAGAAUGUAUCAGGAAUCAAGGAUGAGAUGGUAAAGAUGGAUGAGAUAACUCUGCCCCCAUUAUCUGGGGAUACCUGUAUCACAAACAGUCCAGCUACUCCAUUAGUAAAAAGUGGAGCCACUUUACUGGAUGCAAAGAGGAGAAAGAGAAACAAAUCAGGAGCUAAGGAAACUGACAGUAACAAGGCUUCAAAAGAUAGUGAAAGAACUGUUAAUGCAUCGAGUAAAAGAAAGAGAAAAUCUUGGACCAGCCUGAAGGAAAUUGCUGAGAGUAAAGAGCAUGAUAGCACUCGAAAUGUAACUAACCUGACAAUCCCAUUUUUGAUAUGAGUUUGCCAAUUCUCAUAAAGUUAAGAGAAUCCAGAGGGGCCUUAAGGGGUUCUUUGAUUUUGUGGCAUCAAUUUGUAGUGAAAGAGUGUUGGAUCAGAAAAUUACAAUUGUAAGCUUUAAAGGGGGUUUGGUUUUAUAUUCCCUUAUUGGCAAAUCAAAUAUAUUUAUUUAUUUUUUUUAAAUUGUAUUUACUGGGGAAUCAUAAGUUAUUCUUUUGUGUCUAACUUCCUGGACCCAAAGUAAAAGAAAAAUGGUUAAAAGUGAAUAAAUAAUCUCAUUUGUACCAUAA